UCAGGAGGCACCAGAGAUGUGGGGAUGAUGGCUGAGGAAUUGCCAAGUCUGGAGCAGCUCAGAGAAGAGGAGCAGCAGAGAGUUCAAGAGGAAAAAAAGGAAUCCAGUCACUUCUGUUGAUCCACCUCUUCCAUCUCCCCUUGUCUACACAUUAAAGAAGGAGGACACCGAUGGCCAACAAACAAGUUUGGCCCAAAUUGAGGCCCGGGGUUUAACUCUUGCCUCCGACAAGCCGUGUCAGACUGUAAAUGCACAAGAUGGGGCAGCUCUUCUGCCUCAGGGCGUUUCUGAAGAAGCACACCACUGUUAUUCUGUAGAGCCUGGAGAAGACCCCGAAGCAGUAGGCAAUACUUCUCAAGAAUCUUUAGACUCUAGUAGCAAUUUUAUUGCAGCUAAAGAGGAUCAGUUUGUAAACACUCUGGAGCAAUGCACUUUAAUUGAGGAAUGCUUGAAGAAAACACCUGAUGGUCUCACUUUAAAAGAUCAUGAGGUGGGCAGUGUAGACAGUGACUCAGGUAGGGCAGACAUACAAGAAGAAUUAGAGCACAUCUCCUCAGUAAUGGGUGAGAUGGACAGGGAAAAUGGAAUGCCUGGUAAUGUGCUUGAUGAGAACUUGCCACCACAGUCUGCACUAAUUACCUCAGAAAGGAAUUCAGAACUGGAUGACAUGUCCUCAGCAGAUUAUAACUUGAAAGAGUCUUAUGAUAUUUCCAUUGAGCGUUCUAGAGAACAAUCAGUUGUGGAUUCCGCUAAUAUAGGAUUUGUUGAGGAUCCAGAAGAUGGAAAUGUAGGUGCAGAAUAUGAGAGUGACCUCAAGGAACUAAUUGAUUCAGCUUCCACUGACAUUAACUUAGAGAACUCUGGAGAUUUCCAAGGCAUUUCUUCAGUGGUCGAAACUGCUCCUGAGGUAUCUCCACCUACUACCCCCAUUCAGCGUGAAGAGGAUGUCACUGCAGAGAGCUGGCGAACCAAACGGAGGCACGUCUUUGUCCUGAGUGAGGCGGGAAAGCCUAUUUAUUCACGCCAUGGUAAUGAGGAGGCCUUGUCUUCCACCAUGGGUGUCAUGAUGGCGUUGGUCAGUUUUGUCCAGAGUGGCGAUAACUCAAUCCGGUCUAUCCAUUCAGAGAAUCAGAAAGUUGUCUUCCUGCAGCAGGGACCCCUUGUAUUGGUGUCGGUAUCCCGUUCCCGUCAGUCAGAUGAGCAGCUAAGACGGGAGCUUCAGUAUGUUUACUACCAGAUUAUUAGCAUGUUAACUCAGGCCAGCGUAGCUCGAAUUUUUGAAAAGAAGAAGAAUUACGACCUGCGGCGUCUCCUUGUUGGGUCAGAGAAAAUCCUGGACAGCUUGCUGGACUUGUUAGACACUGACCCCGGUUUUCUGUUGGGUGCUGUGCAAUGCCUGGCCUUACCCAGCCCCCUCCGUGAUUCCUUGAGCUCCAUACUGACUAAGGCCAUCACCACCAAUCUGGUGUUUUCCAUAUUGGUGGCUGACCACCAGCUGGUCACUGUAGUACAGGAACGGGCUGUCAUUGAGGACUGUCGCUUGGAUCCUGCUGACCUUCAUCUUCUACUGAACCUAAUCGGGGCCUCCUCAGCCUUCCAAGCUGGUGAGAUCUGGACUCCUAUCUGCCUCCCACGCUUCAACCCUGAUGGCUACUUUUAUGCUUACAUCUCCUACUUAGAUCCACAGUGCACUGUGUGUUUGGUGCUGCUGUCCACUGAUAAAGAUUCCUUCUACGCCGUCUCUGAUUGCAAGGCAAGGAUACAGGAGGCCAUGAACGUACACAACUCUUUGCAGGCUCUUGCUGGUGCGUUGCAAUGCUGCUCAUAUAGUGCGUCUCUUGUGGGUGUGCCAGAACUAUUGCACUUUAUAUACAAACAAUACUGUGUGUCUCUCUACAGCCCUGAGCCUGAUGGCCCAUAUUCCAGUGAGGAGGAGGAGAAGCAGAGAUUGUUUGACCUCUACCGUUAUCUUUAUUGCCGCAUCCACAGCUCAGCAAGACCACUGCGUCUGAUUUACCACGUGGCAGAGAAAGAAACCAUGCUAGCAUGGGUCACCAGCAAAUUUGAACUGUAUACAACGUUCAGCUCCUUAGUGACUAAAGUGGGUGCCAUUAAUGUUAUCACCAAACUUCUCCGUUGGAUCAAGAGAGAGGAAGACCGCCUAUUCAUAAGAUAUCCACCAAAAUAUUCCACGACUCCUCUACCCGGGAAAGGUGGGAAAGCAAGCCGAACAGAUAGGACUGACCCUUCCCAGAAUGGCUUCUUCACUGGACUUUAG
Staurois parvus is the source of this 2278-nucleotide messenger RNA. NCBI's taxonomy places the organism in Eukaryota, Metazoa, Chordata, Amphibia, Anura, Ranidae. The record is from the annotation of a GenBank genome assembly.